Molecule: messenger RNA, 2442 nt
Organism: Dacryopinax primogenitus
Lineage: Eukaryota; Fungi; Basidiomycota; Dacrymycetes; Dacrymycetales; Dacrymycetaceae
Product: cysteine proteinase
Exons: 5
Coding region: 1-2442 (813 amino acids)
Biological process (GO): protein deubiquitination
Cellular component (GO): nucleus; cytosol
Molecular function (GO): cysteine-type deubiquitinase activity; cysteine-type endopeptidase activity
Source: RefSeq, a predicted model, not a curated record
AUGGACAGCGUUGUUCUUCCCUCCACUCCGCUGUCUAGUCAUCUUAAGGAGUUCAAAAGGAUGGGCGAUGUUCUGAAGGAAAACCCCCCUAUACGCUUCGUUCUCUAUGAGAAAGAAGCAAAGUCCACAAAUUUGACUGAAAAACUCGUCGCGUGCAACCUACCACCCCCUGCCGACAGGAUAGGCCAUACCCACACUGAUGAAGCACUCAUUGCGCAACAUCCUUCCACCAAAUCCAUGAUCACUUCGAAGGACGCGGCGUCCAAGGGGGAUGUGACCGUACGGGUAGGCGAAGAGUUCGCGGUCAAGCGCAGCGCGCCCUCGGAUAUCCCCGAGCCCAAACCGGGGUUGGGGAUUGAUGUCACUUCAGUGAAGAACAAUACCGAUGUUCGUGACCCUGUCGACAAGGUGCCAACGGCCAGGCAAGAUCUACCUGUGACUGCAGACAAAACAAUGCUGCGCCAGUAUGACGUUGUCAAGGCGGAGACGUCUCCAUGCCAGACCUGGGAUAUCAAUUCACGUGGUUUGAAGAUGGGCUGGGAAAAGUACCCUCCACCGGCUUGUGGUCUCUCGAAUGGAGAAAAUUGCUGCUACAUGAAUUCCGUCCUCCAGACUCUCUUCUGGUGCCCGCCCUUCGCCCAGGCUCUCCUCGCCGAACCCGAUUCUGACUGCUGUCUGCACAACAGAAUCAAGGUCACAGCUCCCAAAGAAGAGACACCAUACUGCAUAUUCUGUUCCGCAGUCAAUCUCAUCAAGAGAUUCCAUACGGCCGGUCGCGUCAGAGAUCUAGCCGCAGAUGUAACCAAGUACAACACAACAGCAUCUGAGGUUUUCGGCUAUAUGGAUCUCAUCAUGAAACUGAAGCGGCUCAGAGAGGUAUACGAACAACAGGAUGCACACGAGUUCUAUUCUCAGUUCAUCGACAAACUCGACCAAGCAGUUUCAGACAAUCCUACGGCCGAGAGUAAAACACCAACUUUCGUUGAUCGUAUAUUUGGGUUCAAGACGCGCCAGCGUAUCCAGUGCAAACAUUGUAUGAAGUGCAGUGAUAAAGUCGACAAACAGAGGGAUCUGCCGCUUGAUAUAGCCGAUAUGGCUGGAAUGACGAGAUUCAAGAGCAUCUUCACAUCUCUGAAUGACCAAUUCAGCAAACCCGAAACUUUCGAGGAUGAUAAUGCCUACCAUUGCGAAAACUGCAAUGCAAAAAGAAGCGCCGUCAAAACGUUCAAGAUCCUUGAGGCACCCCAAGUUCUCACCUUAUACCUGAAAAGAUUCGCAGUAGGGAGUGAGCCCGGUGACAAGUUCGAACAUCACGUGUCCUACCCACCGAAAUUGGAUCUUGCUCCAUACAUGGUCGAAGACGGGUCCUCGAAGCUAAUCGCUCCGGUGUGGUACCGCCUUGCCUCAGUCAUUAUCCAUGACAGCAACACAACACAGGAAGGUCACUAUUUCGCAGCUGUUCAGACCUUGCGAUAUGAUAAACCAGUCUGGACCGCCUGCAAUGAUGAGUACGUCCGAGGGAUCAAUAAAGCGACCGACCAGCGGGACGCAUAUAUGCUGUUUUACAUUCGGGAAGAUGAAGCGCCCACUUAUCCGGAAUCCCCAUUGAAGAUCGAAGUCCCUCAAAAUAGUGCCAGUGUCAGAGCACGUGCGGAGGCUCGUGUCUCUCGUAUCUGGAACAUUGUCAGUAGGACUGGAAAGCGCUUUGCUAUUUAUGAGAAUGAUGACGAAGACGAUCUUCGUGAUGGCCGAUUCAAGCGUCCUCGCCUAGACGGUCGCUAUCCCUCAAGUCCCAUAGGCAAAUCACCAAGCCUUUUGCGGAAUGUCAAGGUGAACGUGUCCCUUCCACAAGGACCUGGUCCUAGGAAGUCGUGGGUGAAUAUGAUGGGCUCGCGAUCGCUGGGAAACUCCACAAUCACCGGCCUCAAGGUAACGGGAUCCGUGAAAGCUGCCGAUGGCGCUACCUCCAGGCCACUGAAGAUCAGGGAGCAAAUGCAGCCGAACAAGCGGCGGCUGGAUGUGGAAGCCAACGCCAAUGGCAAGAGAACGUCUGAUGACGACGACAUUGGUUCCCCUGUGAAACGUCGGCAGACCGGACGUUUGUCGCUUGGCGGAGAUCCUGUACCUUCCAAGGCAAUGAAGACUGUUACGAGGUCGCCUGCAUCCGCGAAAAUUGGUGGCAUGGGUGUUUCCAACAGUCUGAAGACGAGAGAACAAAUACGGCCAAACAACAAACGGGACGCAGGCCACGAACUCAAUGGCAACGGCAAACGGAUGUCUGAUGUCCCCAAUUCUGGUUCACCUUUCAAGCGUGCUCGUUCUGCGGAGGGCUUCGCGGGUGAAGAGCCGGCCUUCUCUGUCAAUCGUCAACGGACACCUAUCAGAGACUAUCCGCAACGUGCGUUCCCACAACCGCAGCAUAUCUUCCCUCAACGGGCAUAA